AUGGAUAGGAUUACACUGAAUCGACUGCGCGUAUACGAGGUGACGAUGCUCGAGGAGUUCAGGGGGAUGCGCAGGAUCGACCUCCUCCUGAUCCACAUAGUCCUGCAGCUCGGAGGCCCGUACAACGAUGCGCUCCAUGCCAUGUAUAGGAUUUCCGGAAACAUCCAGACGAGCAUCAGGAUCAUGAUGCACGGGGUCCACCUUGGCACGCCCCUGCAGGUGAAGCGGUACAUCCUACGGGAGUACAUCCAAGCCGAGGUUUACAUCAUCCAAGCUUUCCACGCCAUCCCUUCCCAUCAGGUCGACCCUGCGGUGUAUGAACAGACGCGACUUGAACUGGUUGACAUGGUGACGUACAUCAUCAAUGUGUUGGACAGUGACUAG
Messenger RNA from Guillardia theta CCMP2712, 384 nucleotides. RefSeq lists its product as hypothetical. Bases 1 to 384 code for a protein of 127 amino acids. NCBI's taxonomy places the organism in Eukaryota, Cryptophyceae, Pyrenomonadales, Geminigeraceae. The transcript has a single exon. The record is from RefSeq and is a predicted model, not a curated record.